AUGGUCCGCCGCAGCGACCAAGUCGGUCUCUCCAACACCCUGGUCGAUCUCCUGAUCUCCCUCCUGGUCCUCGUUCUGCUCGCCCUCGCCUUGGUCGGUGGCCUGUUCAUUAUCCGCCGUAAGCGUCAGUCGAACAAGGAUUCCGUCCUUCCCGUCCACAACGGCCAAAUCCCUACCAGCCAGCGCCGGUUAACGAUCACCGCCAACAAGCAUGAUUCGGUCAUGGUCUACGAUGAGAAGCGCGCCCUGAUGGAGAACUCCGAUAGCCCACCACCCAGCCCAGUUCCCGAGAUUCGCAUCACUUUCCCCGAGGAGGAAGACGAGUCUGGCCGACGCAAGUCCGGCCGUAUGGUCGUCGUACGGAUCAGUGAGGCCGGCAGCGUCGGCCUGGAACCCUGCCACGAAGAGCUGCCCCCAUACCAGACCACCGACACCGGUCGGUUCCACUCUCUGGAUAUCGAGCGUAUGGGCGGUCUGAAGGAGAAGGGAGAGUUCAAGAACUACUCUUAA
This is a messenger RNA of Penicillium cataractarum, 510 nucleotides long. RefSeq lists its product as uncharacterized. Bases 1 to 510 code for a protein of 169 amino acids. The transcript has a single exon. Lineage: Eukaryota; Fungi; Ascomycota; Eurotiomycetes; Eurotiales; Aspergillaceae. The record is from RefSeq and is a predicted model, not a curated record.